AUGGAAGUGGCCGAGCCUGGCGAAGUGGUGGAGGCGCCCGUGGUGCCGGUGUGCAGGCAUUGGCAGCGGAUGGGGUGGUGUCUCUACGCAGAACGGUGCCGCUUCCGACACCCGGAGCAGGCGGUAGCGGCCGUGGCAGAGGCCGGAAGUGGCAGCGCUACUGCCACCUCCACCUCCUCCAGCCUUGCCGAGGAUCGUCGACUUGCCUUCACCAAGCUGAGCAACGAGCGACAACAGAACAGAGGAGCGGGGCGGAGGAACAAGAUCAUGAACCGAAGCAAGGCGGGCGCUUUCCGGCGAUGGCUUGCGGAUACGUUCGGACGGGACGUGUUAGGGUCGGGCACGGGACUAUUGGACAUUGCCGGUGGUAAGGGCGAGCUCUCGUUCGAACUGGCCAACCUCACCGGCGUGCCCACCACCGUCGUCGACCCGCGGCCCCUCCAGCUCGACCGCUUCAUUAAGCGGCUGCUGGUGGGGAUCUACCACAGGACGGGCCCGUGGCAGGCCUACAAUCACCUGCCAGUGCCUGCCGAUGCAUCGCACGUGCGGACUCCCGGGCACCUGCGCACCUUCUUCGACGACCACCUCCUGCGGCUACUCGAUCUCCACCAGCAGGGUCGAGUCGACGAGGCUGCAGAAGGGUUCCAGGCCAUGCUCUCAACGGCGCGGGCUGUCGCAUGGACGGAAAAGGGCCUGGUGGCACAGGCAGAAGGCGAUGACGAAGCGGAGACCGAGAUCAACGAGGACGGGCACUCCAUGCCGCAGGAGGACGACGGGUCGGGGAGUAAUACGGUCGGUACGAGCAACGGCCAUGAGGGGCUCGUGCACUGGCCUGCCGUGCAGAAGCUGGUGACGGAGUGCUCCCUCAUCGUGGGCUUGCACCCGGAUCAAGCCACCGAAGCCAUCGUGGACUUUGCGCUGCGCUGGAACAAGGGGUUCGCGAUUGUGCCGUGCUGUGUGUACCACAAGCAGUUCCCGCGACGACGGCUGGACGGGGCGCCCGUCACCACCUACCAGCAGUUCGUGGCCUACCUGACGGCCAAGGCGCCCGACCGGAUCAAGACCGCCACGCUCGACUUCGAGGGCAAGAACCUCGUCCUCUACGCCCUCCCGCCCGUCCACCUCAACGUCAGCCCCAAAUAA
This is a messenger RNA of Acanthamoeba castellanii str. Neff, 1143 nucleotides long. RefSeq names its product zinc finger domain containing protein. The coding region runs from base 1 to 1143 and encodes 380 amino acids. The transcript is spliced from 6 exons. Lineage: Eukaryota; Discosea; Longamoebia; Acanthamoebidae. The record is from RefSeq and is a predicted model, not a curated record. Gene Ontology annotation, molecular function: metal ion binding.